Lithohypha guttulata is the source of this 918-nucleotide messenger RNA. RefSeq names its product carrier protein ymc1 (gene YMC1). NCBI's taxonomy places the organism in Eukaryota, Fungi, Ascomycota, Eurotiomycetes, Chaetothyriales, Trichomeriaceae. Gene Ontology annotation, molecular function: L-ornithine transmembrane transporter activity. Gene Ontology annotation, biological process: mitochondrial L-ornithine transmembrane transport. The coding region runs from base 1 to 918 and encodes 305 amino acids. Gene Ontology annotation, cellular component: mitochondrion. The transcript is spliced from 4 exons. The record is from RefSeq and is a predicted model, not a curated record.
AUGGCGGACGUAGAUAUCAGGACUUUGGAGGACCAGAAUUCGAGCUGGAAACAGACGGGAAAGGAUCUUGGCUCAGGUGCGGCAGGUGGUAUCGCGCAGGUACUUUUGGGUCAACCAUUUGACAUCGUCAAAGUACGGCUUCAGACAACAAAUACCUAUCCGUCAGCUCUCUCAUGCGCCACUUCGAUCUUCCGCAAUGAAGGACCACUAGCUUUUUACAAGGGCACACUUACUCCUUUGAUCGGUAUAGGCGCGUGCGUGUCUGUACAAUUCGGAGGGUUUCAUUAUGCUCGUCGAGCAUUUGAAGAGCGAAAUUUGAAGUCACAUGGAAAGCCAGGACUGUCCUACUCACAAUAUUAUGCAGCCGGCGCGUUCGCUGGUAUCACUAAUACAGUUCUAUCGAGUCCAAUCGAGCACGUAAGGAUUAGAUUACAAGCACAGCCACAUGGGCCAGGAAAGCUAUACAAUGGACCUCUAGACUGUGUACAGAAGCUAUCUGCACACGGGGGUCUCCUGAAAGGCCUCUACCGUGGCACAGCCGUCACGUUCCUGAGAGAAGCACAAGCCUACGGUGUCUGGUUUCUGACAUUCGAGUACCUGAUGAACGCAGACGCCGCACGAAACAAUAUUUCCAGGUCGGAAAUAUCAACGCCAAAGAUUGCCCUGUACGGAGGUCUUGCAGGUGAAAUGCUCUGGAUCUCCUCAUAUCCGUUCGACGUAAUUAAGUCGAAGAUGCAGACUGACGGAUUCGGAACGGAACAAAGAUAUAAGACGAUGAGAGAUGCGUUUGCACAGACAUGGGCGACUGGAGGAAUGAGAGGGUUCUGGAGAGGUAUUGUACCAACACUUGUCAGAGCUAUGCCUGUAUCGGCUGGCACAUUCGCGGUGGCGGAGUUGACGAUGAGAGCGAUGAGCUAG